Messenger RNA from Zingiber officinale, 1352 nucleotides. RefSeq names its product zinc finger protein CONSTANS-LIKE 16-like. Gene Ontology annotation, biological process: regulation of DNA-templated transcription. Gene Ontology annotation, molecular function: protein binding. The transcript has a single exon. The record is from RefSeq and is a predicted model, not a curated record. Gene Ontology annotation, cellular component: nucleus. The coding region runs from base 198 to 1211 and encodes 337 amino acids. NCBI's taxonomy places the organism in Eukaryota, Viridiplantae, Streptophyta, Magnoliopsida, Zingiberales, Zingiberaceae.
CAAUAGCAUUGACAUCACCGGAGGCGCAUUUGUACGCGGUCCCCUCGUCAUUCCGUCCGUGUUGCCUCUGUAGCUUUCUCUUCUCCCUCCCGAGUCCCACUUACCUACCCUUUUAAAAAACUAGGCGCGAUUUUUUGAUUCCAGAGGUCCUCUUUUGGUAGAAUCUCUCUCUAGCUAGUUCGCUGGCGCAGCGUCCGAUGGGCGCAGUAGCCACCAGGACAGCAUGCGCCUGCGGCUGCGAAGCAGACGAUGCUUUCCUCUGCCACGCCCGCGAUGUCUCCGUGCAUUCCACGAAUCCGCUCGAUUGCAGUCACUGCCGCAUCCGCAUAAGCACCGCUUCGUCGUCACCAUCCUCGUCGUUGCAUAUUUGGGAGGAUGAUGAUUUGCACGAGCAAGGAAAUCCCGAGUGGCUCCACCUCCAUGGUUUUAUGUGCAAGCCUCGAACCCUUCGACGAGGCCGGAAGCCGAGCAAUAGAACUGCCAAAGAAGAGGGUAAUCUUAAUGUAGUGCCGGGCUUCGAGGAGGACGACAUGUCAGCGGAGGAGAACCUCCAAUCCACCAAGGUGGUACAGCAGCAACGGAUGAUUCACUGCGUACCGAUCUUCGACCCUGCUGUCCUGGUCGAGUUCUUCUCGCAGCUUCAUCCUCAGCUAGAGGCAAUCGAAGAGAAUGACUCCUCGAGAGCAGAGGUUCAGGUUGUAAAGCACGACCAAAUGGCCUCCAUGGGCCGCCUUGAUUACUGCUUGGACCUCGAGAAGCUUGAGCCGGACAUGGAAACCUUGCUCGGAGUUGGAUGCGACGGAUACGCUAAAAAAGAUGAAUACAGGGCAUCUGCCGACGGCCCAGGUGAGACGACGAGGAGGAUGUUACUGAGAUUGGACUACGAUGCUGUCAGUGACGCAUGGUCGUCCAGUAACAUCGGGUGCUCUCCGUGGACGGACGGUGAAAGGCCGCAGUUCGAAGACACAUGGCGAGACUUUUUCGCGGUACGAUAUCAGGUCAAUGGAAGAGGAGAUCAUGAGGGGGCCGGUGGAGUGUACCGGCUGGACCGUGGGGUGGUGGGCGUGGAAGGGAGGGAGGCGCGGGUGUGGAGGUACCGGGAGAAGCGGCGGACAAGGCUGUUCUCCAAGAAGAUCCGAUACGAAGUGAGGAAGCGAAACGCAGAGAAGAGGCCAAGGAUGAAGGGCCGCUUCGUCGGAGUGCAGAAGUAGCAGCGCCACCAGAUUAAUUCCUUUAUUACCCUGCCGGUGAAAUUCCAUUAGUGGAAAUUGUAUUUUAUGAUUGAUAUCCAUAUGAUAAAUGUUUAGGCAAGUAACAGAGAGGCUAAUAUUCCUUUAAUCUUAUCUUUUUGU